Ostrea edulis (European flat oyster) is the source of this 7310-nucleotide messenger RNA. Its product is annotated as carboxypeptidase A4-like. The transcript has 6 exons. Gene Ontology annotation, molecular function: metallocarboxypeptidase activity; zinc ion binding. Gene Ontology annotation, biological process: proteolysis. Lineage: Eukaryota; Metazoa; Mollusca; Bivalvia; Ostreida; Ostreidae. Bases 220 to 1533 code for a protein of 437 amino acids. The record is from RefSeq and is a predicted model, not a curated record.
AAUUCAAACCCGGAACAGACCACGAUUAACGUUAGCAUUCGAUCCAGGUUCCUUCAGAUAAUAUUCACACCAGCUUAUGGUAAACAUGUCAGAUCUGACAAUCGACGCGAUGACAUAACUGCGAUAACAAUCACACAGUGCCACUUCAUUCUGACAUUGUAUUUGCAAGAAAAUCUUCGUUUCUCAGUGAAUAUUAAAUAUGGCCAUGAUUGUGUAGGAAUGGUAUUAUGGAAUGGCAACGCUGUAUCCACGACCCAGGAUAAAGGUAGAUGGUUUGGGAGAAUGAUGUUGGCAAUUUUCAGUCAUAUCUUUCUACUCGGUAGUAUACAAUGCUUGAAUGUGAAACCACAGAGAGAAGUUUAUGCACCUAAUUACAGAUUUUAUCAUAACUUGACUCAAAUUGAUACAGAAGUUAAACUUCUGUCGAACUUUCCAGAUUAUGUGAAGGUGUACAGACAUUUCAUUUCCAGACAGGGUAGACCCAUGUACCUUUUGCACAUAUCAAACUUUUCUGACUCAGAACACAAGAGCUUUAAAGACUCCCAUAGCCCAAGAUACAAACCCCAGUUACUCUUCUCCUAUGGAGAACAUGCAAGAGAGUUCCUUCCAGUUGAGAGUGCAAUAUAUUUUAUAAAAAACCUAACAGGUGGUCUGCAUUCGUCUGCAGAUGUGUUUUCUAGAAAGUUUACCCAAAGAAUACUGUUGCAUUCAGAUCUGUACAUUAUAUUAAUGGCUAACCCAGAUGGACGACAUUUUGUGGAACAAACUCAGAAUUACUGCUGGCGAGGUACCAGUACAGGAGUGGACCUUGACCGAAACUUUGGGUGGGAGUUUGGUGGCAAAGGAAGUUCAAGUGACCCUAAUGAUGAAGAAUACCGAGGAGAGGAAGCAUUCUCAGAGCCAGAGAGUAAAGUAUUCCAGGACAUUUCUGCAGACAUCGCAUUUGAUGCUUUCUUUUCUUUUCACUCAGGAAUCAAUCAUAUUUACAUUCCAUAUUCAGAUACAAAAUCGCUGCAGCUAAAAAGAGAACCUGACAAUGUCCAGGAGAUGCUAAGUUUGGCCUCACGUUUGUCCCGCUGCAGUCGGUACAAUUACCGAUACGGGACCUCCCAUCACCUCAUCAAUUAUACUGCAGAUGGAACAAUAUUUGACUACAUGGCAGGAAUCAAAAAGAUACCCUUCUCCUUUACUAUUGAGCUGUGGGGAAAACAGCACCACCGCCCCAGCUGUUUUGACUUGUUUAAUCCAGAAAAUAGAAAACUCAAGGAGGUUGUUAAAUCCCUACAUCCACUUUACAUCAACAUUAUUAUGUACCUCUCAGAAUGGAAAUCCAGAAAUCACCAGGAUUUGACCAAUCCUAACGCAGAACAUCCGUCUCUAGUACUGGGCUACAUGUUGUUAGGGAUCACCAUUGCUGUCUCCUUAAUGGUGUGCCUUCACAGGAAAUGGAGAAACUGUCCACAGCUUUACCAUCAUCAUAGAAUAGUUUCCCUGAAAACCCUGAGUUCAUCAUUCUCUGCAAAGAAUUUGUGAUUUUAUGAUGUAAUGUUAUUCAGUUUUCACUGUUUUUCAGGGAGGUAACUCUUCCAUAUCCACAAAUCCCUACAAUAACAAGAACCCUCACAUUGUGUUUAAGGAGGUACUCUACAUCUUCAUAAUGGCUGACUUUCUUUUAAAACAUGGAUGAAAAUAUUUAUAUCAGCAACAUUUGUCUAUUCAUUUAAAAAAAACAUUGCCCAGCUGAGUAGCUCAGUAGGUUAGCACAUCGACUACUGAACUGUAGAUCGCAGGUUCCAGUCCAGCAGGGGUUUUAAAUUUUUUUCAGAUUGCUUUACUACUAAAACUGCAUUUUUUGACUAGAUAGAGUUAAUUUGAAAGUUUUCAAUUUCAAAAUAUUGUUGCACAAAUCCUCCACAUUUAUGUAAAUUUUAUGGUUUUUAUCUGACUACGAUGAUGAGUCUUGAUAAGUCACUAUUCGCUAUUCAGUAUCUUGGCUGUUUAAGGGUUGUCACUCCUCAAACUUUUGAUACAGUUCGGACAUGCCUUCUAGAAAAUAAACACAAUAUUUUGAAUAGUAUAGCUACAUUCAGUGACCAUAACUUAACUUAAUACCAUUUCAAACCAAAAAACUGGAAUACAAUGCUAUGUUUCAUAGCAGAAGGUUGUUUUAAAAGAAAAACCUCAAAGUCUGCUUUAAACAUGAAAAUUGCUUUUAUUUUUAAACUGAUAGCACACAAUCAAGCGAGUCACUGUCGUCAUAUUAGUGACACAGUAUUAUAUUUGAUUGAAGUAUUGAUUUAUACUAGCAAAUAUCAUUAGUCCCCUACUGGCAGAGACAAAGGGGACUGUUAGUUUGCACUCUGUCCGUCCAACCGUCUGUCACAACUUAGUUUUCGGGAUCUCUAUUCAUUAUGCUUUGAUUUAGGAAGCUGAAAUUUGACAUGUGGUUUACUACUGUAUGUUUACAGAUCAGCUUAGGGUUCUUCACCAUUGAGUGAUUUUUACAAGAUUUAUGGGACUUUGUGCCAAGUAAGUGUUUUUCUGACUCCUCCACUAUGCUUUAACUUAGGAAUUUGAAAUUUGAUAUGUGGUUAUCAAAUGAGUAGAUACAUAUUAGGUUUUAUUUCCGUUACAGCUGAAUUAAUUAAUAAUUAUUCUAACAAAAAUUGUAAAAUUUAGUCUCAUGGUUGGCUGAAUUAAUUCUUGCACUCUGCCUAGUUCUCUGUAUUUUUUCAUGAAGACAUUUAUAAUCCACUUAAUCUGAUUCGCCGCUUCCUUAUGACAAGAGGUCAAAAUUACGAUGUUUUUCUGGUAUUAAAAUAUCAUAUCUGAUCCAAAAAUAUCCAAAUAUAGAUUUUUUAAUUUUUGUUUAAACACAUGAGAUCUAGACAUCAUGUGCCAACAGCAAUGCAGGUAGAAAGUUGUGAAUUUUGAAGAUGCUAGGUAGAAAUCAAAAUGCUGAUCUUUAUAUGCUUCAUUGUACAGCGUACAAUGUACUGGAAGAUGACCCAGUGUGGUUGUUCCUAACAAUAGAACUCGAGGAUUAUGAUAUGAAUGAAGAGUUGUUUAUACAUGUACGAUGAUAGAGACAUCUUUGUUUGCCGAUGAUUCCUGACAUGUUUUGAUUAUGAAAAUCAAAGGAAGUGCAAAAGGUGAUACAAUUGAAAUUUCAAGGGGACCGCACACAGAAUAUUAUGCAAAUAACUUGACUUGGGACAUGUGUUGCUAUGAAAUCAAUCUGAUUAAAAUACAGGUCUCUCAAAUAGCACUGUGCACUAUUUAUAUGAAUUGUAUCAGAUUGUAUGAAAUACUUAUAGAAUACUUGUUUUAAAAUAAUUUCAGUUUAUAUUUAAACAUUAAAUUUCAGCACAAAAUAAACAAUUCUAUCCAAAAAUAACAUCUUUGAUACCAGUUUAAAAUGUAGGCUAUUUCAAAACUAAAAAUUGCAUUUUGGAAAAAAAAUGUUAUUCUUUAAAAUUAGUGCAAACAGGUCAAAAGACUAUAAGAUAUUGAUAAAUUUUCAGAAUUGAAUGUACAUACUGGGCAGAGAAGAGCUACAUGUACCUAAUUUUCAUGCAGUUCGUUAAUUAGCAUUACUUAUUUUACAUUACUUUUAUGAAGACUGUUAAAAUUUAAGUGCAAAAAAGGUGAAAAUAAAUCAAUAUCUCAACCUCACUAGUAAGCACACUGUCUUCCCAUUUUUAGUUUGUAUUUACUGUAUUGAUGUCAGAAAUAUACUUUGCACAAGAAUUACAAUGAGGAGUGACCUCCCCUUUAACCGGCCCAAGUCUCAUACACAAGAACAGCACAUAACAGGUUUUUUUUUUAAACAAAAGUGUUUGAGAAACAAUAUUCUGUACUGAUGUAUAUCAAUUUACAAUUGGACUACAUAUACAAUUGUAUAUAUAUUUAUUACAUGGAAGUCAAGACAUACAAAAACAUGAUGAUUAUACACAUAAAGUGACAAUUUCCUGUGAAAGGACCCAAAUACAUUGUUACCAUGAUUACUUCCUUUUUUGAAUGUUUUGUAUAGACCGGUAUACUCACUGGGUUUUUUUUUCUUCUCUCGUUUUUUAUAUACAAGUAUACACUUUUGCAACAUUUUUAAUGUAAUAUUUACAUGUACUAAAAUACAAGGAUCAUUUCUUAUUAUUGAAGUCUUGAAACAUUUCUCAAAACAAAAAAAAAACAAAAAAAACCUCACUUUCUCUGCCAUAUCAAGUAUUUGACACUUUCAACAAAGUAAAAAUAUAUCUAGUGUGUGUUGAAAAGAUACUUGACUGUAGGAAAGUCUCUUGGAUUUCCAUGCAUGAGUGGGUAGAAAACUUCUGACAGGAAUUGAUUAGGGUUGGUAUGUUUGUUAAAGGGAAAAUAUCUCAGUCACACUCCAUUGAUACCCAUGGGGAGACUUUCUGUGAGCUGGCUAUACCUUCGUCUAUAGAUUUCCGAAGAUUGCUUGAUAGUUCGACCAGUAACUAGUGACACAAAUUGAAUCUGUGAACAAGAAUGUGUUAGUGAACAAAGUAGAUUUACAGUUAUUUAUUUGAACAUUUAUUUAUUGCAUAGCUUUUGCCAAGCUAUCUGAGACAUUUUAAAAUAUGUACAUUGUGAUUGGUCCAUAGUGAUAUUGUCCAAUAAUACAUGUAUUCAUUAUUAUUGGUUAAUGUUAUACAAUAUAUACAUGUAUUCUUUAUCAUUAGUCUAUAUUAUACAAAAUAUACACAUAUUUAUAUCCUUGGUCCAUAAUGUAUCCUUUUCAGGUUAACUUAAUUUACCAUGACUUUGAUACAUGUUAUAUUGAAUGCAUAUAUUUAUAGUAGAAUUUUGAAUCAUUCAUAGACUAAUUCUCUCGAGGUUGCACCUCAUGAUACUGCUAUAAAAUAAUAUAUGUAUUGUUAAAGUUACAGUCCCUCCUUGAUAUAUACUUCUUUAUUAUAUACCCAUCAAUGUUUCGUUUUUCGAUACUGUGGAUUUCACGGUUUCCCGGAUCACCACACAGUGGUUUUCUGAUUCCGUAUCAGUAUCCUCUGAAACUGAUGAUGUCACAAUGACUCACAAUGCAUCAACGCAAUGUCAUUUGUGGAAAAUGUUGACCGUAUCACAAACAAAACUGCGUGCACAAAAUAUAAUUUCAUGGUAGUCUGUGUUUUUAGCUCUUCUGAGCCAAAGGCUCAAAGAGCUAAUGCUAUGGCCAUUUGUGCGGUGUGCGUAAACUUUUUAGAAAAAGGGCUAUAACUCAAGAACCCCUUGGCCAAUUUUUUUCAAAUUUGUUACAGGGUAUCAUUGGCCCAAGGGCUUUCAUACAUACUAAAUAAAGGGAUGUGACCCUUUAACAAGGGGAGAUAAUCAGGAAAAUACAAACAAAAGUAGUGGUUGCUAAAAAAUCUUCUUCUCAAGAACCACAGGGCAGAUUAUCACCAAACUUACACGUAAGGAUGAGGAUAUGUUGUAGAUUAAAAAUUGUUCAAGGCAUUACCCUGGGGCAAAGGGCAUGGUCUCAAGGUCACUUUAAAGUUGACCUAAAUUAAAAAAAAUUUUAAAUUCCUUAAAUCUUAGAUAUUUUAGUCAUUAUAAGGACUAGGAUCAUCAAAUUUUGACAGUUGAUGCAUCUUAGGACCUUGUGUCAAGUUGUCUCAAAAGUAGGUCACGGUGACCUACUUUUUGAAUUUUGCAGGUAUUUAUUUUAAAAUUAAUUUUGAUGCAUAUCUUGGACACUUUGAAGCCUAUGAUCAUCAAAACUUGUCAGUUGGUGGAUCAUGGGACUUUGAAAUGCGUCAACUGAAAAAUAGGUCACCGUGACCUACUUUCUGAAUUUUAUGGCUUAUCAUUUAUAGAUAUAUUUUAAGUUGUUAUUUCAAAUACCGAGAGGUUUAGAAUCAUCAAAUCUUGUAAGUUGAUGCAUCUUGAGGCCUUGAAACAUAUUUAUAAAAAAGUAGGUCACAGUGACCUACUUUUUGAAUUUUGCAGAUAUUCAAAUUUCACAUUUUCAAUUUUAGAUGCAUAUUUUGGGCACUGUAAAACCUAGGAUCAUCAAACUUUGUCAGUUGAUGCGUCUUCAGCCUUCGGUUUGUGUCGACCAAAAAGUAGGUCACCGUGACCUACUUUUGGUAUUUGACAGCUAAAUUACUAUAUUUCAGACACUAUUUGACCUACAAUCAUCAAACUUUGUCAGUUGAUGCAUCUUGAGUCUUCGGAGUGUAUCGACCAAAAAGUAGGUCACUGUGACCUACUUUUGGCAUUUGACAGUUAUAUUUAUAUAUUUCAGUCACUAAUUGACCUACAAUCAUCAAACCUUGACAGUUGAUGCAUCUUGAGUCAAUGGAGUGUGUCGACCAAAAAGUAGGUCACCUUGACCUACUUUUGGAAUUUGACGGCUAUAUUUAUAUAUUUCAAAUACUAUUUGACCUACAGUCAUCAAACUUUGUCAGUUGAUGGGUCUUGCAUGUUCGAAGGGUUUCGACCAAAAAGUAGGUCAACUUGACCUACUUUUGGAAUUGGACACCUAUAUUUAUAUAUUUCAGAUACUAUUUGACCUACAGUCAUCAAACUUUGUCAGUUGAUGUGUCUUGCAUGUUCAAAGGGUGUUGACCAAAAAGUAGGUCACCUUGACCUACUUUUGGAAUUGGACGGCUAUAUUUAUAUAUUUCAGAUACUAUUUGACCUACAGUCAUCAAACUUUGUCAGUUGAUGGGUCUUGCAUGUUCGGAGUUCGCUGACCAGAAAGUAGGUCACCAUGACCUACGAUUGGAAUUUGACAGCUAUAUUUCAAUAUUCAGAUACUAAUUGGCUUAAAAUCAUCAAACUUUGUCAGUUGAUAUUUCUUGGGUUCUCAAAAUGUGUAAACCAAAAAGUAGGUCACACUGACCUACUUUUUUUUAAUUCUUAGGAUUUAACUAAAGAUUUAGAAUACUAAGAGGCUAAGAAUAGAAAUGGUGGGGUUGUACAAUUUAUCAGAAGAGCGAUUCUAGGCCCUUGGGCCUCUUGUUUAUAAUUUGGAUUACAUUUAUUAUCUUAUAAAUGUGGAUUUAAAAUGCAUAAGGGGGUAGAUCUAUAUAAUAAAUAUAUCAUUACUACAGUAACUUGAUCCGAAGAGUUGGAUCACGUCGAGUUGACAGGCGCAGAUCAUCAGAUCAAACUCGAUGCUUCGAGUCUUGUGUGAUCUGAUGAUCCGCGCUGGUGACCAACUCGACGUGAUCCGACUCUUCGGAUCAAGUUACUGUAGUAAUAUAUAGUUAUCGUACAUGUUGUAAUUGUUAAUAAAAUACUGUUUACCAAUGCAAAUUCCCAAAAAUAAAUCAUUGGAUAGAUAA